AUGACAGUCUUCACCAGCGGCUACACCAGCGGCAACUACGAAGCCUUUGCCCGCUCGCGCAAACCGGCGGGCGUCGACGACAAGACCGCCUGGUUUGUCGGUGCCGGCCUGGCCUCCCUCGCCGGUGCGGCAUUCCUCAUCCGUGAUGGCCACAUGGACGGCAAGAAGAUCACUAUUCUCGAGGAGGGCCGCCUCGUCGGCGGUGCCCUGGACGGCAUUGAGGAGCCCGAGCGCGGCUUUGUCAUUCGCGGCGGCCGCGAGCUCGAGGACCACUACGAGUGUCUGUGGGACCUGUUCCGCUCCAUUCCCUCGCUGGAGGUCGAGGACGCCAGUGUCCUGGACGAGUUCUACUGGCUCAACAAGGACGACCCCAACUACUCGCUCUGCCGUGUGACUGAGAAGCAGGGACAGGAUGCUCACACUGGCAAGCUGUUCACCUUGAGUCCCAAGGCUCAAAAGGAGGUGCAGGCUCUGUACCUCACCAACAGGAAGGACGUUGAGAACAAGCGUAUCAACGAGGUGUUCACCGACGAGGUCUUCAAGUCCAACUUUUGGAUCUACUGGCGCACCAUGUUCGCGUUUGAGGAGUGGCAUUCGGCACUGGAGAUGAAGCUGUAUCUCCACCGCUUCAUUCACCACAUCGGUGGUAUGCCCGACUUCACCGCACUCAAGUUCACAAAGUAUAACCAGUACGAGUCGUUUGCGCUUCCUCUGCGCAAGUAUCUCAUCGACCACGGUGUCCAGUUCCAGUUCUCCACCACUGUCACCGACGUCGACUUUGACAUUACCGAGAAGCGCAGGCAGGCGACACGGAUUCACUGGAGCGUGACCGACGGCGAGAAUAAGGUGCCCGGCGGUGUCGACCUUGGACCCAACGACCUCCUGUUCAUGACGAUUGGCUCCUUGACUGAGAACUCUGACAAUGGCGACCACCACACCCCGGCCAAGCUCAACGAGGGUCCCGCCCCUGCCUGGGACCUCUGGCGCCACAUCGCGGCCAAGGACCUCUCUGGCGCAUUUGGCCACCCCAACGUCUUUGGCGCGCACAUUCCGGAGACCAAGUGGGAGGCUGCGACCGUCACCACACUGGACAAGCGUAUUCCCGCCUACAUCCAGAAGAUCUGCAAGCGCGACCCCUUCUCCGGCAAGGUCGUCACGGGCGGUAUCGUCACCGCCAAGGACUCGAAGUGGCUAAUGUCGUGGACCGUCAACCGUCAGCCGCACUUCAAGAAGCAGCCCAAGGACCAGAUCGUGGUCUGGGUCUACUCGCUCUUUGUCGACACACCGGGCGACUACGUCAAGAAGACCAUGUCCGAGUGCACUGGCGAGGAGAUUACGCAGGAGUGGCUGUACCACAUGGGUGUGCCUGUCGAGGAGAUUCCCGAACUGGCCGCGACGGGCGCCAAGACGGUGCCGACCAUGAUGCCCUACGUGACCUCGUUCUUCAUGCCCCGCGAGGCCGGUGACCGUCCAGACGUUAUCCCGGAGGGAUCGGUCAACUUUGCAUUCAUCGGCCAGUUUGCAGAGUCAAAGUCGCGCGACUGCAUCUUCACCACGGAGUACUCUGUUCGCACGGCUAUGGAGAGCACGUACCACCUUCUCGGCAUCGAACGCGGUAUCCCCGAGGUGUUCAACAGCACAUACGAUGUUCGCACUGUCAUUGCCGCAGCGACAUCGCUGCGUGAUGGCCAGCCUCUGCACUUGCCCGGACCAGAGUUUGUCAACAAGUUCAUCUUCCGUGCUCUGGAGGACAAUGUCCUUGGCAGCAUCAUGGCUCAGGAGGGCCUCAUCCCAGACGUGGCCAAGGAGGAGAAGAAGGAGUAA
This is a messenger RNA of Apiotrichum porosum, 1824 nucleotides long. RefSeq lists its product as uncharacterized. The transcript has 3 exons. The record is from RefSeq and is a predicted model, not a curated record. Gene Ontology annotation, biological process: fatty acid metabolic process. Gene Ontology annotation, molecular function: FAD binding; oleate hydratase activity. Bases 1 to 1824 code for a protein of 607 amino acids. NCBI's taxonomy places the organism in Eukaryota, Fungi, Basidiomycota, Tremellomycetes, Trichosporonales, Trichosporonaceae.